GGGAAGGGCCUCCCAACCACCCUGCAGCACGAUUCCGGAAAACCUCGAGGUUCCUCAGGUUCACAACCUCUGACUUCAGCUGGUGAGCACAGAAGUGCACGUUGCUGCCACUACUGCUACUUGUCUUUCUCCUUUUCCUGCAGUUUUUUGCUCAGAACUGCACACCUAGGACUCGCUUCGGCUCUCCCCAAACCCAGGCCUGUGUGGCUCUCAUUCAGGGUUCUGCAGUAGUGAGAAGCAGGUCUCUGAGCAUUUGUGAGUCUUUAUUCCCUUCACACUUAGUGAAAAGUGUGUAUGUGAGAGUGUGCUGAGUGUACGUGUCAGAGGACAGAACAGAAAGGGAGAGAGGCUGAUCGACUCUGCGGCCUCAACUUCAGCUUCGCUUAGCCGGCAGCUUCUGUAGCCAGGCUGGUCUCUCCUGGCCGACAGCUCAGAGAUGAAGUCCCCCCGCAAACUCCUUAUGGCGGCUCCUCUGUUGUUUCUCCUGCCCCUUCACGCCUUGGCCUCUCCAGCGUAUGAUGACCAGCCUGCACGACACUCCAAUGGCCACUCCUGUGUAGGGUGUGUGCUGGUGGUCUCUGUGAUUGAACAGCUUGCCCAGGUUCACAACUCUACGGUCCAGGCCUCCAUGGAGAGACUGUGCAGCUACCUGCCUGGAAAACUGCUCUUGAAGACCACCUGCUAUUUAGUGGUUGACAUGUUUGGACCAGACAUCAUAAAACUGCUUAGCAUGGAUAAGAAUGCUGAUGUGGUGUGUCACACCCUGAAGUUUUGUAAACAGGACCCUGGCCAACCAUUGUGUCACCUCUACCCCCUCCCCAAGGAGACAUGGAAAUUUACGCUAGAGAAGGCAAGACAGAUUGUCAAGAAAUCCCCGACUCUGAAAUAUUCCAGAAGUGAUUCCAAUAUCUGUUCCCUCCCAUUUUUGGCCAAGAUCUGUGAGAUGAUUAAAUCAGCUAUAAAAAAUUCUGUGCCAUUCAAAGAUGUAGAUUCAGACAAAUACAGUGUCUUCCCCACACUGCGGGGCUACCACUGGCGAGGGAGAGACUGUAAUGACAGCAACGGGAUGGCAUACCCGGGCAGAAGGCCAGACAACUGGGAUAUACAUCAGGAUUCCAACUGUAACGGCAUUUGGGGUGUUGAUCCAAAAGAUGGAAUUCCAUAUGAGAAGAAAUUCUGUGAAGGUUCACAGCCCAGGGGAAUCAUUUUGCUGGGAGACUCAGCUGGGGCUCAUUUUCACAUCUCUCCUGAAUGGAUCACAGCUUCGCAGAUGUCUUUGAAAUCCUUCGUUAAUUUACCAACAGCUAUUACGGAUGAGCUCAACUGGCCCCAACUCUCUGGCAUUACUGGAUUCCUGAACUCCACUAGUGGAAUUACAGAAGACUCUAUUUACCUUCGUUUACGGAAAAGAAACCGCUGCAAUCACAGGGACUACCAGAAUAUUUCAAAAAAUGGUGCAUCUUCCCAAAACCUGGAGAAAUUUAUAGAAAGUUUAUCUAGGAACCAACUGUUGGACCAUCCAGCCAUCGUCAUAUAUGCCAUGAUUGGAAAUGAUGUCUGCAAUGGGAAAAGUGACUCAGUUCCAAAAAUGACCACUCCCGAGAAAUUGUACUCCAAGGUCAUGCAGACUCUGAAGUAUCUAAAUUCUCACCUGCCCAAUGGCAGCCAUGUUAUUUUAUACGGCUUACCAGAUGGAACCUUUCUCUGGGAUAAUUUGCACAACAAAUAUCAUCCUCUCGGCCAGCUAAACAAGGACGUGACCUAUGCGCACUUCUACUCCUUCCUGAACUGUCUCCAGGUCAGCCCCUGCCAGGGCUGGAUGUCUUCCAACGAGACGCUCCGGACUCUCACUUCCCAGAGAGCAGAACAACUCUCCAAUACACUGAAAAAAAUUGCAACCAGGAAGAAAUUUACAAACUUCAACCUUUUCUACAUGGAUUUUGACUUCCAAGGAAUCUCAUUUUCAUUACUAAGCAAUUGUUAUACAAGAGAAAACCCUCCUGUUGAUUGACUGCCAGCUGAGAUGAUGCUAAUGAAAAGCUUCACAAUGUAUGCAAAGGAUGGAAGAUUUCUCACCCAGAGUUUAUCAUCUCUAUCUCCCCACCACCAACACCGCACCCCCCAGCCCAAGCAUCUGGGAUGAAGCAGAUGGCCGUCAUGAAUUAUCAAAUAUUACGUUAGCUGACACGUUUUGCACUGCAGACUCUAGUACUUCAAUUCUGAACAUCUUUUCAACAAGACUCAUCUCCCUAACUAGAUUUCCUGCCUAGGUGACACAUAUUUCUCUCAUGGGGAGAGACAUUUUGAUAAAUAACCUCUCAUUAAAAUACAGAGUUAAAGAUUCAUUAAUGAAUUCCUCGUAUAAACAAAUGCACCACCAAGUGAUUUUUGAUCAUGAUCAACCUUGAAUGUAGAUAAAGUUAUUAAAAAUAUAAUAAUGUCUAACAUUCACAUGGGACCUUUUUAAUUUUCCAAAGUAAUCUUUAGCUCUGUUAUUUAUUAUCUUUGGGACUGUAGGCAAUUCCCUGGACGUGUCUAAACUCUCCUUUCCAGACCUAGAAAUGGGGAUACCAUAUCUACAUAACAAAUCUUUAUGAUGAUUAUAUGAAAUAAUGUGUAAUCCUCCUAAAUGCCGUGCCUGGUACAUAGCCGGUACCCAGAAAAGAGUACCAUUCCCUCGCAUCCUUGCUACUCAAUGCACGGUUCAGGAUGAACAGCAUCCACACCACCUGGAGGCUAGUUAUAAACGCAGAACCCCAGGCCCCACUCCUAAUUAGGACCUACCUGAUCAGAAUCAGCAUUCUAACAUAAUUCACAGAUGAUCCAUAUGCACCUUCAAAUUUAAUAAAUGGGGCUCUAUAAUUUUCCAAGAGUAAGAACUUAGUUAUCAGAUUUUUACUUGGUUCUACUGUGUGCUGUGUGGAUCCUGAGAAUAUAGUUGCCAACAAAACAGAACAGUCCUUGUCUUCAUAAAGGAUAUAGAGAGAAGCAUGCAUGGAAUAAAUGCAGUAAAAAGCAAAAAAAGUUUGGUUAAACUGAACUGGACCUUCUACAUCAACAUGGCAGUCAGUUACCUGACUAAGAAACCACCUGAGUAUUUCUCCUUGCUUGGCAAUUCUCAUCAACAGUUUGAGGGAUUUCCUGAGGUUUUGUAAUUUCUUGACAUUUAUUAAAAAUGCAUGUGAAGAUCCAGUUUUGGUACAGGGUCCUCUUCGCCUUCUCCUUAUGAAGUUAGUGGGUACCCACUAGGGAAGACUUAUGGGCACAGUGGGAGGGAGAGUGAAGGCAGAGGAAAUGGUACCUGGGAUCUGCCUCCAUGAACAUCUGAUGCAGUGUCAUGCAUUUAACGUCUAGGUGCCACUGUGUACACUUCUGAAAGAGCUGGAAUUUUUAUCUAGUUUUCAAGAACUAUGGUAAUGGCUUAACUUAUGCCCAAAGUUAGCCAUGAAGGAAAUUUCUAUCUUGAAAUUCUAGGAUUUGCCAGAGUAGGCGGAUCAUCCACUCCCAGUUCCAUCCCGAUGGAUAACCUUCCACACCUGGGCAGCUCAUCAUCCUGAAAUCUGAUCUACGUCAUGUAGGUGCAAUGAGCUCUUAGAUAGAACUAUGUUCCUAUCCCAAUUCAAACGCAGAAUAGUGGUGUAACCUCAAGUAAAUUAAAUAACCACUCAGCUUUUGUGCAAUGUAGCAAGAACUAAACCAUAGGGUUUAUGUAAGGAUUGAGACAAUGCUUGUAAUGUAGUAAGGACUCAACUUCCCACCACUACCAUCUGAAAUCAAUGUAUGUAAAACAUCUUCUACAUUCUUCCAGGGUUUAUGAUAAAUGGAUAAUAAAUGUUUAUUCUCUUUCAAUGUCCAAACCACCUCCUAUUGCCAAUCAUGCCUGUGGAUCACUUUGAGUUCCUUAGAGGAAGCUCUGAUGGAAAUAUAUCUCAUUAUCAGGGCAGUUUCCUUCUAUCAGAAAUAAAACCCUAUGGGUCAACUAUUACACCUGCAGUCUUAAUAGUCACAUAAAAACCUCUCCUUUUAUUUCAGUGCUAUAUUGGAGCUGACUAUUGCCUCACAAAUAUCUUCAUUUUUCAUAUGAGAUUUACAAUUUUACCCCCUGUGACAGAGCAAAUGGCAGUUGAGGGUCCCUGUCCCUUGAGGGUAAGCACGAGACCUCUCUGUUCUCCAGUCUGACAGCCUCAGCCGAGCCCUGAAAGCUGAUUGCUCAUCUCCAAAGACUCUUUUUUGUCUCUUGCUGACUCAUCCUCCAACUGGUUAUGAACUAGACAGAAGCAGCAAUUUUUCCUCCCUUCAGAAAAUGCCAGCUCAAGCAGGUGAUGUCUUUUUUCUUCGUCUGUACCGCAUCUCCCAAACAGAGGAAGGAAAAUGCCACUUGGCUGACAGGGCCAUUUUCACACUGAUAGUUUAAAUACACCACCAGCUGCCCUCCACUUCCAAGACAACUCAAUCGGAGCAAACCCGGUUCUUAGCUCCCCCGCCAUGUACAUGUUUGUAAAAAUAACCAGUGACUUCAUGGUGCUGGCCAGAAUGCAGAUUUCGCUUUUUCAAUACCUGCUAGUGUUGCUGUUCAUCAAGGAGCUACCAAGUGUUCUAUGAACCUUCUUCCAUGGUUUCUAUUGCAUCUCUGAAAAGCUGGUCGUCAGCAGAGUUUCUUUGACUUUACAGAUAAAGGAAAUACAGUAUACACCAAGAGAUCGUUCAUGAUCAUUCAAGAAGUUUAAUUCAGGUCUUCUGAGGAACAAAUAAGAAUUCAUUUCCUGUUUUGAAUUAUGGUCCCAGGUAGGAAGGAAACUGGCCAACUUACCAUGCUACCCCUGCUUGAACGCUCCACUCUAAAAUGAGCCAGGGAAGCAAUAGAGACCACUGUCCGCUAUUGCAUUUAUUCUAAGAAAGCAAAAUUUCACCCUGAGAUAAACAAACUAAAAAGGGUCACUCCAUCUAGCACUAGUCGCAAUUUGGUAAAACUUUCAACUCCUGCCUGUGAGUUACUGACUCUCCCUUUAAGUAUUAUAAUACUGAUGUCUGCAGAUAUGCAAUGACUAGGAACCCUCGCAGACACAAUCAUGUGAGAAAAUCUUGUUUUCCAGUGUGAAUAGAUUGAUUGUAGCCUUGGUUAUUUCUUUUGAUACCUAUGGGAUUAUUCUGUGUGACAAGUCAGUUCUUCUGAAGUCUGGACUCCCUUGUAGUGUCCCAUCAAUUGAGAGAGGGAUGGGGGUUGUGGGGCAGGAACUUGUUUCCUGGCAGGGAGGACUACGUCAUCACUGCCAUCAUUUAGAAUUGCUGGAGUCCAGUGAUAAUAAAACGUGGGCCUCAACCACUGCCCCACCCUAGGGUAUGCCCCUGAUCCCUUGCAAAAUGUGAUGAGUAAAUAUCCCUUCUCUUUUCUUUAUGCUUUUGUUCCUCAGUUUUCUUUUCGUAACCCCCAGAUGACGAGAUUGGUCAAGACACCAGGGGGAGUAGAAGAGAGUGAUCAUACCCUCUCACUUUGAAAAACAUGCCAAUGACUGAAUUAUGUCCAUCUGUUCCAUGGAGUAUCAUUUCUAUCACCACCUCUCCCUCUCUCUAAGAUCCAUAGUUUUUAGUUUGGUAGUUAGUAAUGCACAUAAAUUCAAAUCAAAAUGGAAAUAGCCUAGACUAACAUUAAGCUUAGGUGCCAAAAUUGAAUCACAAUACAGGAAACUCAGGUAUAAGCAAGUCUGACCUUUUCAAUAUCGGGCUCCUAGUAAACACUCUCGCAAGAAACACGAUCUUGGCUUAAGCUGUGUUUCCUUAAUAGGCUCAAACUUGCUUUCCACUGUCAAUUUUCCAGAUCUCUAGGUCGUUAUAAUUCUUUCCUGAAUUUUCUCUUGGCCAGUGAAGACACAGGUUUAGAUUUGGUUUGUCACUCAACCUUCUCUGCCAAAGUGUAGAGUGAAGGUGUAAGAGCUUCCUACCCCUGCUGGGUCAGAGGGGGUGUGGGUGGUCUGCGUCAGGUCCAUGGCUUACUGCAUAUCUCUUUAAUACAAUCCUUGUGUCUUAUUCUUCCAGCUCUUUCUGACUUUCAGCAGGCUCUGCCUGAGGUCUUGACUGGGCUCAAUUCCCAAAAGUCUUUUUAGCACUGCCUGGGAAUUUCUUAACAUCCAAUAGAGAGUUUCUUUCAUUCUUUCUUUUCUCUUUUUAACAUUUGUAUAGCAUAAGGUGAAACGAAACUAAAAAUAAAAGGAGAAGCAAGAGAAGGGACGAAAAGUUCAUUGAAAACUUCAGUGAAGCAAAGGAACAUAAGUAGAAUGGAAGUUAUGUCGCCUCUGAAGUCACGGAGGGGACUGGGAGGCUGAUGUCUUACCUGUGCUGGACCUCUUCCCAUCAUGGUUGUUUUUUGUGCCAGAGAGCCUGUGGGACUGCAAGGUAGAGAUGAGGCAAACACUACAAAAGAACACAGAGCAUUGAGGGGCCUCAGUGGGGGUGAUGUUGGCUCUGCAUUAAAGAAACCCUUCCAAAUGCCUGGUGCUCCAUUAACGGUAACUUGGAUGUUCGGAUUGGAGGGGACUCAGAUAGAGAAUCAGCAUAAGGUUAGAAAGUAGAAAAGCAGGACCUCCAAAAAAAGAGUGGAGAACUGGCCCAUCCUCUCCCUGGCAAGGAGGAGAAUGAGGAGCCUGAACCAAACAUGGGUGAAUGCACAGCAGCUGACCCAGGACUAGCAGGGAUGGGCUGGAACAGCAUCACACACCCAAGAAGGGCAGUCUGGGACCCACAGGAGCUUCAAAGUGUCAGGUCCAGAGGGAAAGGCGGAGCAGCCAGAAUUGAACCUGAAGCAGAUAAUCUGAUUCCAAGGUCAUGCCUGAAAAAACAGUCACAACACCCAGGCAAACUGAAGAUGAGCCAGGCAAGCUUCCCCGAGGUUCUGCCUGUUACAGGGUACCUGUGGCCAAGGGCAGAAAAGAAACUGCUGAAGUCUGCAAGCUGGUUCAGCAUCACAAAUAAGCCUUCUUAAGAGUUAGCAUGGUUUAAGCAUCUUUGCAGCUGUGAGCUUCCUAUCAGAAAAGCAGAUACACUCCAUUCCUUCAGAGGGAUACAUCAUUUACCAGCAGCAAUUUCUCCCUUAGGCCUCCGUGUGGAGGACACAGUGGGCAAUGUCCUCAGUUUGAGUUUCACGAGAAAUGCAAAGGCCACGAUCCAGGAGCUACUUCUUCUAAAAUACUCCAAUAAAACCCAGACACAAAAUAUAAAAGAGUGGCUCAAUGGUGGCCAUUCUGCCAGAGAGAAGCCAACAGGAAUUGGUGAUCCUGUGUGUAGGACUCCAAACCACCCGCGGGAAUUUUUUCCUGAGCUCCAAGAAGGGCAGCAGCCCCUCUGGGGACAGGGAUCGGGUAGCAAGUGGGGAUGGCAUGCUGUGAUAUUAGGACUAAUUACAAAAGCAGCAUAUUAUUGAUUCAGCUCUGGGAAAACCAGCUUCUCUUGUGCAAUCAAAGCCCACAAUAGAAUUUCUAUUUCUUCCCUUGGGGCGAGAGGGGGGAAGGCAAAGAGGGCACAGAAUCCUGCCCUUGAGUUUUUUGUGGGGUGAAGAUGUGAGAAUCUUAGCUGUGCCUGCACCCUUCUCUGGACACCAAAAAGUGAAGGCGUGGGCUACACUGGGAGCAGCAGGUUUCAGACUUUUCCCUCUGGAGGCUGUCUAGGGAUCUGAAAUUUCCUUGAGGGGUUCUUCUUGACUAUAUGAUAUUACAAUGUAGAGUUAAAUUGUGCUGUUGCCUUGGAGCCACUGACAUUCUUGGUCUCUUCCCCCUGGUGAAGGACGGUUUUAUUGCUUUUCCUCACUUUGGGGCUCAUAAUAUUUUCUCUGAAGCCAUGCUCACUCUAAAUGUGAUGUUGUGAUAAUUUUACGUAAUUACAUUUCUCGCAAACUGUAUGAUUUUUAAUGGUGAUUGCUUGACAUAUGCAGGCAGUGUCUGGAAAUGGCAACCCAUGAAAGGAGAUGUUAACAAAUGUUUAAUUUUCCCACUGCUCCUGCCAUACUGUCCUACUGGCCACUGAGAAGUGAGAUGGACUUAACUCAGUGUUGAAUAUUUUAGAGCUCACCUUUCCUACCAUCCUCCUUGCUACACAAACCGCAUUCAUCCAACACUCUCACAUAUUUUCGUCCUGAGUGAGAAAAAAAAAAAAAAAUCGCACAACGGGAAUAUCACUUC
Equus caballus (horse) is the source of this 8168-nucleotide messenger RNA. NCBI's taxonomy places the organism in Eukaryota, Metazoa, Chordata, Mammalia, Perissodactyla, Equidae. The record is from RefSeq and is a predicted model, not a curated record.